AAAACAUAAAUAAAAAGAUUCAAACAGCAAACUUGGACUUGAGAUUCUGCACAGUUGUAUCAUCAGUCCUAAACGCUCUGGUCAGGACUGCGUUUGGAAUCUCAGGUUUCGAGCCGAACAGAGUACUAGGCAAAACAACUGCUCCUGGGAGCUGGCUGUUAAAAGCGGGUUUGAGCCAAACAGAGUACUAGGCAGAACAGCCGAUCCUGGAAGCUGACUGUUGAAAGAGGUUAUCAAACGCGCUUUCACUUUACCAACAUUCCAUUGGAAAUGAACCAAUCCUCUAGGGACAACAAACAUCUCUCCGGCAUUCAAAACCUUCGAGAACAGAGUGUUGUUAGUAGUCAAGAACCCGACAAAAACCGAGCCUUCGAUCACAACUCCUGCUUCGGUUGCACGCGGAUGCGAGUGAGGAGGAUUUACACCGCCUGGAGCGAAUUCAACGUUGUUCAUCGAGAGUCCUAAAGUGUUUAGACCCGGAAAAGUUAGGACAUUGGCGGGGGAAACGGCUACGCCGUUAGGGGUCGAGGUGUUUAAAGGACCACCUAAGCCGGAGAAGAAGAAGUCAGAAGCGGAGACGGAUGAUUUGCAAGGGAAGCCAUUGAUGGAAGGAGAAGCUUUGAGAUCGCCGACGCAGAAGUCUUGUAAAGGAUCAGAAUCAGAUGAGAGAGAUGGGAUUACAAAGACACAGA
Arabidopsis thaliana (thale cress) is the source of this 692-nucleotide messenger RNA. RefSeq lists its product as uncharacterized. The transcript is spliced from 2 exons. The record is from RefSeq and is marked reviewed. Bases 271 to 465 code for a protein of 64 amino acids. NCBI's taxonomy places the organism in Eukaryota, Viridiplantae, Streptophyta, Magnoliopsida, Brassicales, Brassicaceae.